AUGAGAGCUGUUUCAGAUCAGAUCCAAUCAUUAACAACUAACUCAGAAAAUCUAAUUUCAACACCCAACCCAGAAGCUGCACUAAGCCCACUGGACCCACUCAUGGUUGAUAACAAUUUGGAGGAUCAGGCCUAUGGCCCGUGGAUACCAGCCCAACCUAAACGCAGAAGGCCCAUUACAAAGACAGUCACCCCUAAUGCAAGCAAACUCAGACCUAAUAAUAGGUAUCAGGCCCUAGAAAAAGAGGCCCAAGCUCAAGAGGUAUACUCCACAGACAGUAUCCUUUUGCAUCAGGGCCAAAACCCUCCUAUCCCAGGAUCCAGUAAUGCAAACAAGAGAAUCUGGCCCCAAGAGGACCAAAGAGGAACUAAUAAGAAAUGGGAUACUACAAGAUUAACACUGAUGGAAGCUCCAAAGGCAACCCAAGCCCAGCUGAUAUUGGAGGCAUUCUUAGGGAUGAUAGAGGGAAAUGGAUCAAGGGCUUUAUUGGCAAAAUUAAUCACACCACAAGUCUUAAAGCAGAACUCUGGACCAUCCAACAACGGUCUACAACUAAAUUUGGAUAGGAGUGGGAACUUCAUCUUGAAGACUGACUCCUUAAAAGCUUGCAAUCUGCUGGUUGGAACCCAAUCAGCUAGCCACCCUUUCAAUGUCCUGUGGACAAUUGCAAGUUCAUUAUCAACUCCCUCAACAUUUCUAUGGUAUAUCCACUCGGAGAGGGAAAUCAAUGUGUUGAUGGCCAUGCGAACUUGGGCAUGA
Ilex paraguariensis (yerba mate) is the source of this 759-nucleotide messenger RNA. Lineage: Eukaryota; Viridiplantae; Streptophyta; Magnoliopsida; Aquifoliales; Aquifoliaceae. The record is from the annotation of a GenBank genome assembly.